AUGUAUUACAAUACAAAUCAUACAUAUUUUUAUCGUUUACAAAGUUUGUGGUUAUCGACAUCAUCGGUGGUCAUCAUAUGGUUGAUGAUAGUAAUACAGUCAUUGUUGAUGACAGUCAUAAUCACUGGUGAUUAUGUCAUAAGCAAUGGUAACGACAACAAUGUGUGUCAAGUGUUGGCACCAAACGGCCGAUUCAAUAGCUACUAUGUCUACAGACAGUGGUAUCAGUUGGGCACACAUAAAGUGCCCAAAUUUAAUACAUCCAUACAAUUGAUAUCAACUAUAAAUGAUAGUACAGUAGCUGAAUGGACAGUCCGUUUGGAUUAUAACCCGUUAAACACAGACCAAAUUAUCGGCAACUUAUCGUUAAUUCAAAGUACAAGAGUUGAGACAAAUAAUAAUAAAACCAAAAAGUUUUCGGGAAUUUUAUUCAAUAGAAAAGAUGUCUAUAAUUGUUAUAUUCAAUCAACGAAAUUUAUUAUACAUAUCCACUGCCAAUACAAUGAUAUCAAAACUAUUGUAAACAUUACCAAUUCGGACAAUAAGUUUCCCGAUAAUAAUACAUACAUUGUAUUGAGUCCCGGGGUUUAUGCCGAUACUGAUUAUUCGGCCGCUUACUGGCUGUACAGUCCAACCACUAGAUACUCUACGGCUAUCAAUUGUAAAAUAUUGUAUCCGGGUAUAUUAUUUAUUAUUCAAUUGGAUUGCUAUGAAAAUGGUUCAAAUCGGCCCGCAUUUCUGAUAGAUCAAUUAGACCAUGAAUUGUUGGGACAGUUAGUUUCGGUGACCGACAUUAGCCAUGAAUUGUAUGGCAAAUACUAUAUACUAUGGUUUCUGAUCAAUAAUAGUAAGGCUAUGUAUUGUGUGUCACCGGAAACUAAAUUAUCGGUAAAGUUUGUGGUCAUCAUCGGUGGUAAUCAUAUGGUUGAUAAUAAUAACACUGUUGUUGUCGAUGACAGUCGUCAUAAUCACUGGUGA
Oppia nitens is the source of this 978-nucleotide messenger RNA. RefSeq lists its product as uncharacterized. The record is from RefSeq and is a predicted model, not a curated record. Lineage: Eukaryota; Metazoa; Arthropoda; Arachnida; Sarcoptiformes; Oppiidae. The coding region runs from base 1 to 978 and encodes 325 amino acids. The transcript is spliced from 3 exons.